UAUAAAAUUAAUCACGUUUAUAGAAAUUUGUCUACGUUGCAGUGCAGUGCCUUAAGGGUUAAACGUGUACAGGAAGUUUAUCCCAGGCGUGUAUAAAGACGCUUCCUGUCCUCUUCUUGAAAGAAACAUAUUUUGAAACAUUCAUGGCUUGACGUUAUAUCAAGAUACACGAAGCAAAUAAACAGCAGCCCAAGAUGAACUACGUACCAGGGACGGCAAGUCUCAUUGACGACAUCGACAAGAAACACCUGGUCCUGCUCCGAGAUGGCAGGACACUGAUCGGUUACCUCAGGAGCAUUGAUCAGUUCGCCAAUCUAGUUUUUCAUCAGACAGUUGAGCGCAUCCAUGUGGGGAAGAAAUUUGGUGACAUCCCCAGAGGAAUAUUCAUUGUGAGAGGAGAAAAUGUGGUCCUGCUUGGAGAGAUAGAUGUGGAUAAACCCUGCGACACAGUCCUGCAGCAGGUCUCCAUCGAAGAGAUUCUGGAGGAGCAACGGUUGAAGCAGCAAGCCAAACAAGAGACGGAGAAAGUCAAGAUGCAGGUCUUGAAGGACCGAGGCCUUUCCGUCCCCAAAGCUGAUAACUUAGAUGAAUACUAACACCGCCUUGAUUUCAUGAGCCUCUCUUUCAGUUUGUAUUGGACUGACAAGUUUUAUGUUGAAUUUGAGAGAGCAUGAGUGUCUUUUUUUUUUUUUGUUUUUUGUUUUUUUUUUAAUGAGUACAAGGCAGCGUCAUGCUGGACAUCUAUACUGUAGUGUACUGAAUUUCAUUUGAAUCACCUGAAGAAAAAACAUAGUGAUAGCUGCUCUCAGUUUUGCAGAUCAUGGCAGCAAAACUAAACUUCAUGUAUUUGUCUAAGAUCACUAUAAUGGCAAUUUAGCAAAUAUUCUACAGCAGCACUUUCUAUUUUGUCACAAACAUGGCGAGUGUUUUUAUUUGGAGAUAUAUAGGCCUGCUAUUGACAAAAACUACUGGCUAUGCUCCAUUAAAGUGUUUAGUUUUUCAUUAGAGGAAGACCUGCUUGGAAACAUCUGUGUCCUCACAUUAUCUGACUGUCUUUCUGUUUAUUCUGUUGUAUGUAAUGCAUUAAAGGUUGAAAUCUUUGGGUAAA
Molecule: messenger RNA, 1108 nt
Organism: Thunnus maccoyii (southern bluefin tuna)
Lineage: Eukaryota; Metazoa; Chordata; Actinopteri; Scombriformes; Scombridae
Gene: lsm1
Product: LSM1, U6 small nuclear RNA associated
Exons: 4
Coding region: 195-596 (133 amino acids)
Biological process (GO): deadenylation-dependent decapping of nuclear-transcribed mRNA
Cellular component (GO): P-body; Lsm1-7-Pat1 complex
Molecular function (GO): RNA cap binding
Source: RefSeq, a predicted model, not a curated record